AUGUUCCCCACGCGAGCCCUCUUCUCUCGCUCGGUCUGGAAGGGCCCGAACAUCGUCCCUCUCCCUCUCCCCCGCAAACUCCCCGCUCCGCCAGGAACACCACCGAUCAAGACGCAGAAGCGCAGCGCUACGAUCCUGCCUAACUUCGUGGGAUUGAAGUUCCAGGUUCACAAUGGGAAGAUUUAUCAGGAUGUUGUGAUCACGGAGGAGAUGGUCGGGAGGAAGCUGGGGGAGUUUGUUGCGACUCGAAAGAGAUUCACGUACAAGCAGUCGAAGAACAAAUGA
This is a messenger RNA of Aspergillus luchuensis, 285 nucleotides long. RefSeq names its product mitochondrial 37S ribosomal protein uS19m (gene RSM19). The transcript has 4 exons. Lineage: Eukaryota; Fungi; Ascomycota; Eurotiomycetes; Eurotiales; Aspergillaceae. Gene Ontology annotation, biological process: translation; ribosomal small subunit assembly. The coding region runs from base 1 to 285 and encodes 94 amino acids. Gene Ontology annotation, cellular component: ribosome; cytosolic small ribosomal subunit. Gene Ontology annotation, molecular function: RNA binding; structural constituent of ribosome. The record is from RefSeq and is a predicted model, not a curated record.